AGAGGUGAGAAUCACGUGCCAGUAACAGAACGUAAACAAGAUGGAGAGAGUAGCAUCCCUGCUGCUGGCGGUCUUGCUAAUAUCAGCUGUUAAAUGCAGCAUACUAGACAAUGAGAUUGAGCAAUUUAUUAAGGGUGCUACAACGGGAAAACACUGGGCAUUAAUCGUAGCAGGAUCGAGUGGUUGGUUCAACUACAGGCACCAGGCAGAUGUUUGCCAUGCUUACCAUGUUCUCCACAGCCAUGGAAUUCCAGAUGAGAGAAUUGUUGUCAUGAUGUACGAUGAUAUCGCUCAAAAUAGAAGAAAUCCCACCCCAGGCAAAAUUAUCAACAGACCAAAUGGUCCAGAUGUGUACAAAGGGGUGCCCAAGGACUAUAUAGGAAAGACAGUGACUCCAGAAAACUUCCUGAGUGUAUUGCAAGGUAACAAGAAGGCUCUCGGCAAUCUGGGCAGUGGGAAGGUGAUUAACAGUGGGCCCAAUGACCACAUAUUUGUCAAUUUUGUGGACCAUGGUGGACCAGGGGUGCUGGCAUUUCCUCGUGGGGAGCUUCAUGCCAAAGCUUUGAACAAAGCUUUGAAAGACAUGUAUGAUAAAAAGAAAUUUGCAAAGAUGGUGCUGUACAUAGAAGCUUGUGAAUCUGGGUCAAUGGUGGCUAACCUCCUGCCAAAGAAUAUUAAUGUGUAUGCAACUACUGCUUCCAACCCCAAGGAAUCCUCCUAUGCCUGUUUUUAUGACAAGGAAAGAGAGACAUACUUGGGGGAUGUCUACAGUGUCAAAUGGAUGGAAGAUUCUGAUAAAGAAAAUCUCCAAAAAGAAACCCUUAAGAAGCAAUUUCGUAUUGUGAAAGAAGAAACAAACACGAGUCAUGUUAUGGAAUAUGGAGAUCUGUCUAUAGCGGAAUCAACUGUGGCAGAGUUCCAGGGAGGCAAGGCAACGCCACCUAAGGAGUAUCCCCCAGUCCCUCUGGACGCAGUGCCUUCCCCUGAUGUUCCCAUGGCUAUUCUGUACCACAGACUGGAGGCUGCCAAAACUGAGGAACAGAGAGAAGAAAUUAGACAAGAGAUGGAAAAAAUACAACUAAAUAAGGAUAAAGUCAUGAUAACUAUGAAACACAUAGCAGGUUAUGCAACUAAAGAUCAUGUUCAGGCGGCCAGAGUCCUGCAGUCACAACUUCCUUUAAUCAAACACGACUGCUAUGAACCUGUGGCAAGACAUUUCCUCAGUGAAUGCUUCAAAGUCAGUGAGAAUGAAUAUGCCCUACGCCACCUUUACGUCCUAGUAAACCUUUGCCAGGAAAAUGUACCACAAGAAACUAUCAUAAGUGCCAUGGAGAAAGCAUGCAAGAAGGUGGAGUUACCAGAUCUUCAUGCUUUUCAUUUAAUUGGAUUUUUUGUCUCUAUGUUAAAUUUUGAGUAUUUUAUAAUAUGUGCAUUUUUAAUCAACUUCAUAUCUGUUUCACUUAUGGCUAUAUUUUUAUCCAAAGGACUGAUAGUUUUAUGGCAAAUCCCCAGAUAGUAUACCACAAUUUUAAAUUGCAUUUAUUGUUCAAACAUUAAUUCUCAUUGCAUUUUUAGACACAGAGCAGUUUAGUUAAUUCCUUCGUGAACAGUUUUAUUAGUGAACUGAAUAAAAGCAACAAUGUGACUCAUUUUUAGUGAUUUUACAAUGGCCUUUAAGAUGCGUACAGUGCACUGCAGUAUAUUGAGCACAUGCAUUUAUCAGGAUCUGUUAUUAGAAAUCCAGUAGUUUUUAAGACAUCAAUUUGUACAGCUCUUUGCUCUGUAAUCAUUCCAUUGUUCCAAGACCAGAUCUGACCCCUCUUUGGUUUAACAAAAGUGUUCCAUAAAGAUUCGCUGUACAUCUAAGUGAUUGUUUUUUUGUGAAAUAGGGGGGAGGGUAUUUAAUUUGGCUGUUUAUUAGACACAUUUAUUUCCCACUAAUCAAUUUUAACAUUAUAUUCCAGAGUUAGAUCUGAAACAAUUUGUUUAACACGAGUGUUCUGUAAUAAAGUUCUGGAUGUGUAAGAAUUUUUUUAAAUUUUAUUUUGUAAUCAAGUUUGAUUCAUUGUGUCAUCAUGUUUAUAUCAAGUGAAAUAGUUUUUCAUGUUAACAGGACUUUGUCAUUCCUCAUGUCAUAUCCGAGAAUACUAAAACAGAAGUAUACUGUGCAUGAUUAAAUUUGAUGGCUGUGAUUAAAAUUUAGGCAAUUUUACUAUUUAUAUAUGGAUGGUUACUAAUUAGAUGGAAAUAAAUUAUUUAUAAUAAGUAA
Lingula anatina is the source of this 2269-nucleotide messenger RNA. Its product is annotated as legumain. Gene Ontology annotation, molecular function: cysteine-type endopeptidase activity. Gene Ontology annotation, biological process: vacuolar protein processing. Lineage: Eukaryota; Metazoa; Brachiopoda; Lingulata; Lingulida; Lingulidae. The record is from RefSeq and is a predicted model, not a curated record.